AUGAGUUUGACUUUAAUACUUUUUUUAAUAGGAAUCUUAGGGUUCGUAUUUAAUAGAAAAAAUAUCAUAUUAAUGCUUAUUUCAAUCGAAAUAAUGCUAUUAUCUAUAACUUUUUUGAUAUUAGUAAGCUCUGUAAAUAUGGAUGACAUAAUAGGGCAAACUUAUGCUAUAUAUAUUAUAGUUAUUGCUGGAGCUGAAUCCGCAAUAGGUUUAGGUAUUUUAGUUGCUUUUUAUAGAUUAAGAGGAAGUAUAGCAAUAGAAUAUAAAUAA
Colletotrichum abscissum is the source of this 270-nucleotide messenger RNA. RefSeq lists its product as uncharacterized. NCBI's taxonomy places the organism in Eukaryota, Fungi, Ascomycota, Sordariomycetes, Glomerellales, Glomerellaceae. Gene Ontology annotation, biological process: ATP synthesis coupled electron transport. Bases 1 to 270 code for a protein of 89 amino acids. Gene Ontology annotation, molecular function: oxidoreductase activity, acting on NAD(P)H. The transcript has a single exon. The record is from RefSeq and is a predicted model, not a curated record.